Spirometra erinaceieuropaei is the source of this 801-nucleotide messenger RNA. The record is from the annotation of a GenBank genome assembly. NCBI's taxonomy places the organism in Eukaryota, Metazoa, Platyhelminthes, Cestoda, Diphyllobothriidea, Diphyllobothriidae.
AUGGAAGAGGGCUAUCCGCGAAAUCAGUGAGCUUGGUCCCCAGUUUUAAGGGCGAUGGCGUAAUUGUCUACGAACAUGGUGAAUGCCAAAAUUAGGUACAUCUGUGACUCCACGGCCUGCGUGGCCGGCGCACUAACGGUUUUGUGUUCACUGGAGUCCGUCUUUGAGUACAAUGAAAAGCUAUGGUCUUGACGCGCCUAACUCGUAUGCCGGGCUCUCCCAACCAGUCACAAAUACAAAUUAACUACGAAAAUAGUUUGCUUACCUGUUAAGAGAAAGGGGCCAUGCGGAGCUAAGAGAUUUGUGGAUGGUUAGCCAUGUCUUUAAAAAGUUUAAGGCACUGCGCGCUUAUGUUAGUUAGGCACCAUAGUGCACAUCUGAGCUUUCUAUUUGUAACUGAAACAUCUUGAAAGGAAUAAGUGUUUUAACAUUUCUUUUUAUAGGCAUUUCAUGGGCUCAUUAUUUUCAAAGUGUGAUUCCUUAACGUUUGUCAUCCUACCAUCGGACCGCGUGGAAGGUCCACUUGGAUUAGGUAUGCAACUAUUGCUUUUCCAAAAUGUUUAGGCUUCCCCGAGGAUGAGUCCUUAAAUAAGGUAGAAAAAGAUACGAUUAUCCCAGCCCUUAUGAUGGAACAUGUUCGGCGAGAAGAAUGCGCCGAUCUUUGGUCGAGUUUGUUCUUUACCUGUUUUGACUCUGAUUUUAUUUACAGCUUUAGCUGAGUGCUCAAAAAGAUAUCACUGGGCUUCCGUCGUCUUAUGUCGUCGUAAUUUUGAUGCAGCUAUGCUGUGCAAUCGAAAAUAG